Onychomys torridus (southern grasshopper mouse) is the source of this 4447-nucleotide messenger RNA. RefSeq names its product glutamate metabotropic receptor 2 (gene Grm2). Gene Ontology annotation, cellular component: membrane. Gene Ontology annotation, biological process: G protein-coupled glutamate receptor signaling pathway; regulation of synaptic transmission, glutamatergic. Lineage: Eukaryota; Metazoa; Chordata; Mammalia; Rodentia; Cricetidae. The transcript has 6 exons. The record is from RefSeq and is a predicted model, not a curated record. The coding region runs from base 1346 to 3964 and encodes 872 amino acids. Gene Ontology annotation, molecular function: group II metabotropic glutamate receptor activity.
UUAGCCUGUGGUGCCGCGGUCACUGCCAACCUUUUUAGCCCUGACCCCACAUCCCGGGGCCCCGCGGGUCCUCGAGUUCUGGAGCACCCUGGCCGAUGCGUCCAGACAGCGUUUUCUGGGAGCUCCGGGAAGCGGGAAGACCGUCCCGGGCACCCCGCCUUUCUUCCCAAGAGAACGCACGCCCUGCAUCGCGCUUCCCAGUUCCUCCUGCUCCAGCGUCCUCUGGUCCUUCUUUCUGUCUGUGCCUCUGUCUUUGUCUCAGCCUCUCAGGUUCGCUUGCCCUCUCAGAUUUUUCUGGUCCUGCCCCUCAGCUGGACUCCCAGGUUCUGCCCCCUUCCCUGCCUCAGCUUCCAUCAGGGCCUCCCCUGAGUUUCUGCCCCAUCUGUGUUAGGCUUCACUCCUGAUUCUUUCUCCUGUUUGCCUGGCUGAGCUGCUUCUUUGGGGUCCUCACAGGCUCCCAGUUCCCCUGCCCUGGUACAAGCAGAACACUAACCCACUGAGAAGCUUUAGUCUCUGUGGCCAGGAUGGGGGUCCUUGAACGAGUUGCUGUCCUCUUAAGCUGUAGUUUCCUCUCCCAGUCUGCAUGAUCUCAAGAGCCUGCCUGUGUAGGGUUAAUAGAGGGUGGAUGAGUAGGUACAGAUGAUAGGAUGCAGGCUGAAGAGGAUAGGAGGGGAACUCUAAUGUCGGUCAAAGGCUGAGAAGGGGAAGGCUGGGAAUGGCAUCUGCUGGGCUUGGAGAGAGUGAAGAAAUGGAGACACCAAGUCUCCAGCGGCUUCCCAUGUAAAGCUUGGGCAUCCACAGCUCAGCUCCAUCAUUGUUCAGAGGUCUCACCAGGUUAAUCGUCCCCCACCUGUGACACACAUAGAUCCACAUCUCUUUACUCUGCUGACUUAAGACAUUUAAUUACAUGGUACCUUCUCUGAGGCCAGUCCCUCCACCUUGCUGUCUCACUGGGCUGAGGGUUUUCCAUUUCUUUUUCAUUUAGGAGACUUUGGGGACUGGCCCUUUAAGAACCAGAGUCUAGGACCCUAGGUGUUCACCUGGGCUUCAGUUUCUCUUGGGCUGGAAACUGUCCCAUAGAGCCUCUUCCCUCCCUGUGGUGGGUCUUCCAAUGCCCCUGCUCUGCAAAUCCGAGGCUCAGGAUGGGAGCCAGAUCCCCGAGUGUGUAACUGCCAUGGCCUCAGCUACUACUGAAUGGAUCUCCUAGGAGGAGCUGGUCCCUUCCUAUCUCUCUUCGCGUCUGUCCUUUCCUGGCCCCCGUUUCCUCCUCUCUUUGCCUUUGCUGAGUCUAUCCUCAUCCCUUGAAGACCCUGGUCUGCUGGACCUAGCCAUCCCUUUUGGGGCCAUGGGAUCACUGUUUGGGUUUCUGGUACUGCUGCUGCUGUGGGGUGCUGUGGCUGAGGGCCCAGCCAAGAAGGUGCUGACCCUGGAGGGGGACCUGGUGCUGGGUGGGCUGUUCCCAGUGCACCAGAAAGGUGGCCCAGCAGAGGAGUGCGGUCCUGUUAAUGAGCACCGUGGCAUACAGCGCCUAGAGGCCAUGCUUUUCGCACUGGACCGCAUCAACCGCGACCCCCACCUGCUGCCUGGUGUGCGCUUGGGUGCACACAUCCUCGACAGCUGCUCCAAGGAUACACACGCCCUGGAGCAGGCGCUGGACUUCGUUCGGGCCUCACUCAGUCGUGGUGCUGAUGGCUCCCGCCACAUCUGUCCUGAUGGUUCCUACGCCACCCAUAGCGAUGCUCCGACAGCCAUCACCGGUGUCAUUGGUGGCUCCUACAGUGAUGUCUCCAUCCAGGUGGCCAAUCUCCUGCGGCUGUUUCAGAUCCCACAGAUCAGCUAUGCCUCCACGAGUGCCAAGCUGAGUGACAAGUCCCGUUACGAUUACUUUGCUCGCACUGUGCCCCCAGACUUCUUCCAAGCCAAGGCCAUGGCUGAGAUUCUCCGCUUUUUCAACUGGACAUACGUGUCUACGGUGGCGUCUGAGGGGGACUAUGGUGAGACAGGCAUCGAGGCCUUUGAGCUGGAGGCUCGUGCACGAAACAUCUGCGUGGCCACUUCGGAGAAGGUGGGCCGCGCCAUGAGCCGGGCGGCCUUCGAGGGUGUGGUCCGAGCCCUGAUGCAGAAGCCCAGUGCCCGGGUCGCUGUGCUCUUCACCCGGUCCGAGGAUGCCCGUGAGCUGCUUGCAGCCACUCAGCGCCUCAAUGCCAGCUUCAUCUGGGUGGCCAGCGACGGCUGGGGGGCCCUGGAGAGUGUGGUAGCAGGCAGUGAAGGGGCUGCGUUGGGUGCCAUCACCAUUGAGCUGGCCUCCUAUCCCAUCAGUGACUUUGCCUCCUACUUCCAGAGCUUGGAUCCCUGGAACAACAGUCGGAACCCCUGGUUCCGUGAGUUCUGGGAGGAGAGGUUCCAGUGCAGCUUCCGGCAACGAGACUGUGCGGCCCACUCUCUUCGGGCUGUGCCCUUCGAACAGGAGUCUAAGAUAAUGUUUGUGGUCAACGCAGUGUAUGCCAUGGCCCACGCUCUACAUAACAUGCACCGUGCCCUCUGUCCCAACACCACCCACCUCUGUGACGCCAUGAGGCCUGUCAACGGGCGCCGCCUCUACAAAGACUUCGUGCUCAAUGUCAAGUUUGAUGCCCCCUUCCGCCCAGCGGAUACUCACAACGAGGUCCGCUUUGACCGUUUUGGUGAUGGUAUUGGCCGCUACAACAUCUUCACCUAUCUGCGGGCAGGCAGUGGGCGCUAUCGCUACCAGAAGGUAGGCUACUGGGCAGAAGGUCUGACCCUGGACACUAGCCUCAUCCCAUGGGCCUCCCCAUCAGCCGGCCCCCUUCCUGCCUCUCGCUGUAGUGAGCCCUGCCUUCAGAAUGAGGUGAAGAGUGUGCAGCCAGGUGAGGUCUGCUGCUGGCUCUGCAUCCCCUGUCAGCCUUAUGAGUACCGGCUGGACGAGUUCACCUGUGCUGACUGUGGUCUGGGCUACUGGCCUAAUGCCAGUCUGACUGGCUGCUUUGAGCUGCCCCAGGAGUAUAUCCGCUGGGGUGAUGCCUGGGCAGUGGGACCGGUCACCAUUGCCUGCCUAGGUGCCCUGGCCACCCUCUUUGUGUUGGGUGUCUUUGUAAGGCAUAAUGCUACACCUGUGGUCAAGGCCUCUGGUCGAGAGCUUUGCUACAUUCUGCUGGGAGGUGUCUUCCUCUGCUACUGUAUGACCUUCAUCUUCAUUGCCAAGCCUUCCACGGCAGUGUGCACCUUACGGCGCCUCGGUUUGGGCACUGCCUUCUCUGUCUGCUACUCAGCCCUCCUCACCAAGACCAAUCGCAUUGCUCGAAUCUUUGGCGGGGCCCGGGAGGGUGCCCAGCGGCCUCGCUUCAUCAGUCCCGCCUCACAGGUGGCCAUCUGCCUGGCACUGAUCUCGGGCCAGCUGCUCAUUGUUGCUGCCUGGCUGGUGGUAGAGGCACCAGGCAUUGGCAAGGAGACGGCCCCUGAGCGGCGAGAAGUCGUGACGUUGCGCUGUAACCACCGUGAUGCAAGCAUGCUCGGCUCACUGGCUUACAACGUGCUCCUCAUCGCCCUCUGCACGCUCUAUGCCUUCAAGACCCGAAAGUGCCCGGAGAACUUCAAUGAAGCCAAGUUCAUUGGCUUCACCAUGUACACCACCUGCAUCAUUUGGCUGGCUUUCCUUCCCAUCUUCUAUGUCACCUCCAGUGAUUAUCGGGUACAGACCACUACCAUGUGCGUGUCAGUCAGCCUCAGCGGCUCUGUGGUGCUCGGCUGCCUCUUUGCACCCAAGCUGCAUAUCAUCCUUUUCCAGCCACAGAAGAACGUGGUGAGCCACCGGGCACCUACCAGCCGCUUUGGAAGCACUGCCCCCAGGGCCAGCGCCAACCUUGGUCAAGGGUCUGGAUCCCAGUUUGUUCCUACUGUUUGCAACGGCCGUGAGGUGGUAGACUCAACAACAUCGUCGCUUUGAAGACCCCACACUCCUGCCCUGACAUGGCUGCUCCCGAACCCAGUGUAAACCCUCUUCCACGGCCAGGAGGAAGUUAGCUGGAGCACUGCAAUAACGCCCGCCCCAUGCCUGCCCCUAGAGUCACUUUCCCACCUACUGAUUCCCCAGCCCUGUAGGUAAGAAGCCAGGGUCCUUAGCCGGGAAGCCUCUGCAGUGACCACCAACUGCCCUUGUAGCUAUGCCCCGUGUUUGCCAGGCCUGGGACUCCGAGGGGAGAGUCAGCGUCCACUGUGCUCUAGAUCAGUGUGGCUGAGGAUGGCAGGCCCAACCCCCAACAGUAAAGGUGCUUCCAGCCCAGCCCUGCCCAGGCCUUUUUAAUUUUCUAUAAGUCACUCUGGGAUGGAGAGGAUGGCUGUCGUGGGGGUCAUCCCCGCCCCUCCCUACCCAGUAAUUUGUCUCCUGGUUUAUUUUGUAUUAUCUGUAAAUAAAGUAUCUUUAUUUAAA